Indicator indicator is the source of this 1026-nucleotide messenger RNA. RefSeq names its product solute carrier family 25 member 34 (gene SLC25A34). Lineage: Eukaryota; Metazoa; Chordata; Aves; Piciformes; Indicatoridae. The record is from RefSeq and is a predicted model, not a curated record. The coding region runs from base 1 to 1026 and encodes 341 amino acids. The transcript has 5 exons.
AUGGCGGCUGGUGCCGGGGCGCUCGCAGCCAUCCGCGGCACCCCCCCAGCCUCCCUGCAGGAACUCCCUUAUCCCCCCCAGAACAGCCCCCGGGUGGCACGGGGCUCACACACCGGGGGGGUCCCGCCGGCAGUUGAUUUGGUGCUGGGAGCCGCGGCCGGGUGCUUGGCCUGCGUCCUCACCAACCCGCUGGAGGUGGUCAAAACCCGGCUGCAGCUGCAAGGCGAGUUACAGCCCCCCGGCACCUACCCGCGGCCCUACCGGGGAGUCCUGCGGGCCGUGGGGGCUGUGUACCGGGCGGACGGGCUGCGGGGGCUGCAGAAGGGGCUGGCCGCCGGGCUCCUCUAUCAGGGGUUGAUGAACGGCGUCCGCUUCUAUUGCUACUCGCUGGCCGAGGACGCCGGCUGGACUCGCUAUCCCGGGGGGACCGUGGCCGCCGGGGCCGUGGCCGGGGCCGUGGGAGCCAUCGUGGGCAGCCCCGCGUACCUGGUCAAGACCCACCUCCAAGCCCAGACGCUGUCGGCACUGGCUGUGGGUCAUCAGCACAACCAUGAGAACAUCUCCGCAGCUUUCAAGAGCAUCUACAAGCAGCACGGCGUGGCAGGGCUGUGGCGGGGGGUGUCGGGCGCCGUGCCCCGUGUGGCCGUGGGCUCGGCCGCCCAGCUCGCCACCUUCACCUCGGCCAAGGACUGGGUCUGCGAGCACCAGUGGUUCCGGGAGGGCAGCUGGGCCGCGGUGCUGGCGGGGGGCAUGGUGAGCGGCGUGGCCGUGGCGGUGACCAUGACACCCUUCGACGUGAUCAGCACUCGUCUGUACAACCAGCCGGUGGAGGCCGACGGCACGGGCAAGCUCUACCGCGGGUUUUUGGAUUGCAUCCUGCAAAUCUCCAGCAAAGAGGGGCUGCUGGGCUUGUACAAGGGCAUCGGCGCCGUCUACCUCCGCCUCGGCCCCCACACCGUCCUCAGCCUCUUCUUUUGGGACGAGCUCAGGAAGAUGGUGCAGCACCAGCAGCCCCCGGGGCCGUAG